This is a messenger RNA of Metarhizium brunneum ARSEF 3297, 897 nucleotides long. RefSeq lists its product as uncharacterized. Lineage: Eukaryota; Fungi; Ascomycota; Sordariomycetes; Hypocreales; Clavicipitaceae. The record is from RefSeq and is a predicted model, not a curated record.
AUGAUCACUUCGCCAAGAACGCCUUCUAACAACACCGCACCCCUCAUACCAAUGAAGAUCUUCCCCGAAUCUAGCUUUUUCAAGGAACGACGCGCACCAGCACUGCCAUCUCCAGACGAAAUCCGGGGCAUGAACACGGAGUCGGACGAUUUGUGGGACGCAAAUUUCUACCGCGCACCGCCUGUCAGGAUCCCGUCGCUGCAACUGCUAGUCAAGUACGGCGCCGAUGUAAAAGUGAAUGAAGCUUUAACCCAAGUGUGGGUGCGCGAACAGUUACUCGGCAAAGUACCUGUUCCCGAAGUCUUUGGGUGGAUUGAAGACAAGCGACAGACGUUUAUUUACAUGUCCCUUAUUGAGGGCGACACCCUUCAAAACCGAUGGAGAGAUCUAGAAGAGAGCGAAAGAAUAACCGUCUGCCAGGAACUCAGGGAAAUGGUACAAGCAUGGAGAGGAUUGAAGCACGACGAGGAUGGCCCCUAUAUCGGAGGCCUACACAAGCAGCCGCUAAACGAAAUAUUUCUUUCUGAUCAUUCAGACCUAGCGGGACCAUUCGAAGGAGCAGAUGCAACCCAACGCUUUCACCAUGGCUGUGGGAUUGACAUUCGCGGCGAGGUACCCGUCGUGUUUACACAUGAUGAUCUCCUCGCAGUCAAUAUCCUAUUAUCGCCGGGUCUGAAUCCAAAAGUAGCGGCGAUUAUUGACUGGGCUCAGUCGGGGUGGUAUCCCUUUUACUGGGAGUAUUGCAAGGCGCGAUGGCCAACAGUACAUUCUGAAAAGUUCGACGAAGCUACCCAAGACGAAUGGAGGGCAAAAUAUCUCCCAAUAAUGAUUGAUCCCGUAGAUGAGCCGAUGUAUUAUCAUCCGUGGCUGUACUUUGUCUUGUCCAAAGGUAUCUAG